AUGUCGGAAUCGAUCCCUAUGAACGAGAUUCCACAAUCGUCUCAACCACAAGAUGUCCCUGAACAACAGCCCAAAUAUCAACCACAAAACAAUAUCAUCACAACAGAGCCCAAAGCUAUAGAUGAAAAAGACCCAUUUAAGCUACAGCUGGAAUGGCCUGCGGGUACUGUGAACCCGGAAAAUUUGAAUCGCCAAAAAACCAAUGCAUCUAUGACAUCAUCUGCAACUUCCUCCAGCUCUGGCUCGGAUUUCUCAGGACAUAGUGGGUACCAGCGAGAACACAAUGAAUGUACAGAGUUUUGCAUUGAAUUUUUCACAUGUUUUGGCGUGGUUGACUGUUGCCCUAAGAAUGGUGAAGGUUGUGUCACAUCGGUUGCAACUUGGGUUGGAAACCUUUUAUUUUCAUGCUGCAAAUGUUGA
Molecule: messenger RNA, 420 nt
Organism: Lodderomyces orthopsilosis Co 90-125
Lineage: Eukaryota; Fungi; Ascomycota; Pichiomycetes; Serinales; Debaryomycetaceae
Exons: 1
Coding region: 1-420 (139 amino acids)
Source: RefSeq, a predicted model, not a curated record